Strongylocentrotus purpuratus (purple sea urchin) is the source of this 749-nucleotide messenger RNA. RefSeq names its product LDL receptor repeat-containing protein egg-1-like. The transcript has 3 exons. Bases 330 to 749 code for a protein of 139 amino acids. Lineage: Eukaryota; Metazoa; Echinodermata; Echinoidea; Camarodonta; Strongylocentrotidae. Gene Ontology annotation, molecular function: protein binding. The record is from RefSeq and is a predicted model, not a curated record.
GAUGAAUGUCCAUCCGUAAUACGUCCAUGCGUAUACGUACGGGUUUAUUGUUUGUUUGACCUGACUGUUGAUAAAACAUGUGUUUGCUUGUAAAUAAGCAACCAGGGGACCAACGGCUUUGAGAUCUCUCCAAGUGACUUGAUAAUGAGGAUUAACGCCUUUUCAAAGGGCACUAGCAUAUCGACUUCGUUUCGAAUCCGGGACAUCCCGGUUACGAGACCAUUGCUCAACCACUAAGCCAUCGCGCCUGCACAAAAAGACAUGAUCAAUGUAUUAUCUACAUGUACUAGUAUUUCCGUUCGUGCUUGGUUAUAUCUAUAGAAACAUCAAUGGUUGACACAACGGGAGAGGAUUUCUACUGUCACUCUGGUCAUCAAUACAUCCGGGUCAGUGCAAGAUGUGAUGGGAUUGUUGACUGCCCUGACUUCUCAGAUGAAAUUGGAUGUGACGAAUGCAGUCCCGGUGCAUACCAAUGCAACGGAAUUGAUAUUUGCCUCCUUCCCAGAUUGCAAUGCGAUGGAAGGAUUGAUUGCCCACACGAAGACGAUGAGAUGUUUUGUGAGAUACUGCGUUGCCCGGCUAAUUGUUCUUGCGGCGAGUCUCAGGAGUACGUCGGGAGCCCUCGUCUCACUGCACCAAGUGCACCUCGCUGCGGCGAACCCGACUGGUUGCCUUUUUGGGUGAAAUGCACGGACGGCUGGAAUGAAGGCUACGCGAAUGCAACAGCGCCAAAGGCUAUAAUUAUGUAA